Serpula lacrymans var. lacrymans S7.9 is the source of this 472-nucleotide messenger RNA. RefSeq lists its product as uncharacterized. The transcript has 3 exons. The annotation marks the transcript as partial. Lineage: Eukaryota; Fungi; Basidiomycota; Agaricomycetes; Boletales; Serpulaceae. The record is from RefSeq and is a predicted model, not a curated record.
GACCACACCGUUGUGCACGACCACAGCAAAUCUUAAAAGGCCAGGUUUCGGGUGUACUUCUCUCUCUUACCAACACAAUCUCUUCACUGUAUCUUUGCGGGCCCUUUUCUGGUCUUCCUCGUCGUUGUCAACGUCUCUAUCAUCUCGACUUGUAUCUCUUACUUUAACAUAGCAUGGCCAACAACAACGCCCGUUUUCAGACUCGCAGUCGUGUCGGCGUUCAACGUUCCAAGGUGAACGGCGACGAAAACGCAACCAGCAAACAUAUCCGUCAAGCUUCUGGCCUCGUCGGUUCCGGUGCUUCUCGAGCAUCCGCCGUCCUCAAUGGCAUCAAAGCAAACGUUCAGCGCCCUGCUCUCGGUGAAGUCACCACCACUGCUGUCAACCGCAAGGAUGUGGCAGGCAAAGCCACAGGUAAAGACAACCUGAAGGAGAGCACUGAGCAUGGAUUGAAGCGAAGUCGCUCAUCUUC